AUGCGCUCGUGUCGCGGUAGCCUCGGGGCUAUUCUGGCAAUUAGCCUCGUCGCAACGCGUUGCGAUGCGGCCGGCUCCGGAAUUCCUUCGAGAUGGGGCUUGGGCAACGACUUCACGCUCUCUUGGUCUGGAGGCAGCUCGCAAGAGAUUGUCAUUCGGCGCAACGACACAUCGAUCUGGUCGACCUCGAAAGACCACAGCUUCGUCAGCGCCACCUCAGGCGACGAUAUCUUCGCGGGCGAAAGCGGCAACUUCAAGAUCACGCAGGUUGACAACGACAAGUGCAACGGCCUCGACGUUACGGAGUUGCUGUACGUGCCUUGGAACAACAGCCUCACUUGCCACAGCGUUGCGAUGAGGGGACAGCUGCUCGACUGCGGCUCCGAGGAUGGAUCUGUCGGGGGUAACUUCUCGGCGUACUUUUGGGUUCCGCAAGAUCUGCCCGACCGCGUCGCAUUCCAGGUCGAUGUAGCCUCGACGUCCAAGGCGCCAUUCACGAAGACGCACCUCACGUUCAACUCGCACGCCAACGAAGACUUCUACGGCCUCGGCGCGCAGGCCUCCUUCGCCUCCCUCAAGAACCGCUCCGUGCCCAUCUUCUCGCGCGAGCAGGGCGUCGGGCGCGGCGACGAGCCCACAACGCAGAUCCAAAACAUUGUCGGCUUCUUCGCCGGCGGGGACCGCUUCACGACGUACACGGCCAUCCCGCAGUACGUGAGCACCGACGGCAAGGCCUUCUACCUGGAGGACAGCCGGACCGCGUACGCCAACUUUGACUUUACGCGCGCGGAUUCCGUGACGGUGCGGUAUAACGGGCUGAGCGUCUCGGGCCAGUUCUUGUUGGCGGACGGGAUGUUCGAUGCGGUGGGCAAGACGACAGACUAUGUGGGCAAGAUGCGGAGCCUGCCGCGCUGGGUCGACGACGGUGCCAUCAUGGGCAUUCAGGGGGGACAGGGCAAGGUUGAGAGGAUCAUCAAGGAGGCGAGAGAUGCCGACUGCCCAGUCGUCGGUGUUUGGCUACAAGACUGGACCGGAACCCGCCUGCAGGCGACGCCGACCGGCAUCAACAUCUCGCGCCUCUGGUGGAACUGGGAAUCUGACGAGGCCCUGUAUCCGCAGUGGCCAACCUUCGUCCAGAACCUCCGUGACCAGUACUCCGUCCGAACGCUCUCGUAUCUCAACCCGUUCCUCGCCAACGUCAGCACCAAGGCAGACGGCUUCCGCCGCAGCCUCUUCGACGAGGGGCGACACGCAUCGUACCUCGUGCGCAACCUCACGACCCGCGACGUCGCCAUCGUCCCCAGCGGACCCGGCAUCGAGGCCGGAAUCCUGGACCUGCGCAACGCGGCCGCCCGGCGGUGGUUCGCGCGCGUCCUCACCGACCAGGUCUGGAACGCCAACAUCUCGGGCUUCAUGUGCGACUUUGGCGAGUACACGCCCGUGACGCGCGACACGGGCUUCGGCGACGACGACGCCGCCGUGUCGCUCGACCCCCUCGUCUACCACAACCGCUAUCCGCGCGACUGGGCGUCCUUCCAGCAGGACGUGCUCAAGUCCCUCCCGCGGUCGGCGGAGCGCGCGGCCGACGCCCUCAUCUUCCACCGCUCCGCGUCGCUCGGCGCGGGCCGGUCCAUGAACCUCUUCUGGGCAGGCGACCAGAGCAUCGCGUGGGCGCGCAACGACGGCAUCAAGUCGGUCGUCAGCAUCCUCGGGCACAUGGGCGUGUCUGGGUACGCGCACGCGCACUCGGACGUGGGCGGGUACACGUCGACGUUUGUGCUCCCCAACGCCGAGUAUCCGUACGGCGCCAUCGGGCGCACCGCCGAGCUGCUGGGCCGCUGGGGCGAGCUGGCUGCCGUGUCGAGCGCCGUGUUCCGCUCGCACGAGGGAAACAUCCCGGGCAUCAACGCGCAGGCCUACACCAACGGGUCGACGCUGGCGUGGUAUGCGCACAGCGCGCGCUUGUUCCGCGCUCUGGGGCCGUACCGGAGACACGUUCUGGACGGCGAGUGUGCGACCAAGGGGUGGCCGCUGCUUCGCCUGCCGGUGCUGCACCAUCCCAAUGACAGGCGGGCGCGGAGCAUUGGUUACGAGAGCUUCUUCCUCGGGCCAGAUUUGUAUGUUGCCCCAGUGCUGGAUCCUGGCGUCAAGGCGGUCAAGGUCUACCUCCUGGGGUCGUCCAAGGACUCGUACACGCAUAUCUGGAGCGGCGCAACGUUUUCGGGCGGCGUCGACGUGACUGUCGAUGCACCGUGGGGGAAGCCGGCUGCGUUUGUGGUCAACCAUGCAGCGACCACUGGGCUGUCGGAUCUGAUGGACUUUGUGCGCAAGGAGAACGCCACGGUCAUCAAGAUGUAA
Molecule: messenger RNA, 2358 nt
Organism: Purpureocillium lilacinum
Lineage: Eukaryota; Fungi; Ascomycota; Sordariomycetes; Hypocreales; Ophiocordycipitaceae
Biological process (GO): carbohydrate metabolic process
Molecular function (GO): carbohydrate binding; hydrolase activity, hydrolyzing O-glycosyl compounds
Source: RefSeq, a predicted model, not a curated record